AUGGUUCAUGCUAAGAGCUGGACCCUGAAGAAGCACUUUGAAGGCAGCCCUACUCAUAGUAACUUUGAGUUAAAGACAGUUGAACUCCCAUCCUUAAAAAAUGGAGAGGUCCUGCUGGAAGCUUUGUUCCUUACCGUGGAUCCUUAUAUGAGAGUGGCGGCCAAAAGAUUGAAGGAGGGUGAUAUGAUGAUGGGGCAGCAAGUGGCCAGAGUUGUGGAAAGUAAAAACUCAGCCUUCCCAGCAGGAACUGUGGUAGUGGCUUUUUCAGGCUGGACGACGCACUCUAUUUCUGAUGGGAAAGAUCUGGAAAAGCUACCCGCAGAAUGGCCAGACACGUUACCGGUGUCUUUGGCUCUGGGAACAGUGGGCAUGACAGGGCUAACAGCCUACUUUGGCCUACUUGACAUCUGUGGUGUGAAGGGUGGAGAAACAGUGAUGGUUAAUGCAGCAGCAGGAGCAGUGGGCUCUGUGGUGGGGCAGAUAGCUAAGCUCAAGGGCUGCAAAGUUGUUGGAGCAGCAGGGUCUGACGAAAAGCUUGCCUACCUCAAAAAGCUUGGAUAUGAUGUUGCCUUUAACUACAAAACAGUAGAGUCUUUGGAAGAAACUUUGAAAAAAGCCUCUCCUGAUGGUUAUGAUUGUUACUUCGAUAAUGUAGGUGGAGAGUUUUCAAACAUUGUUAUCCCCCAGAUGAAGAAAUUUGGAAGAAUUGCUAUAUGUGGGGCCAUCUCUACAUAUAAUAGUACUUGCCCUCCUCCCCCAGGCCCACCCCCAGAGAAUAUUAUCUAUCAGCAGCUCCGCCUGGAAGGGUUCAUCGUCACCCGCUGGCAAGGAGAGGUCCGCCAGAAGGCUCUGAAAGACUUGCUGAAAUGGGUCAUAGAGGGUAAAAUCCAGUACCAUGAAUACAUCAUCGAAGGAUUUGAAAACAUGCCAGCUACAUUCAUGGGAAUGCUGAAAGGAGAUAAUUUGGGAAAAACAAUAGUGAAAGUAUGAAAAAAAUGACACACGGAAUCUAGAAA
This is a messenger RNA of Zalophus californianus (California sea lion), 1016 nucleotides long. Its product is annotated as prostaglandin reductase 1. Lineage: Eukaryota; Metazoa; Chordata; Mammalia; Carnivora; Otariidae. The transcript has a single exon. The record is from RefSeq and is a predicted model, not a curated record. Gene Ontology annotation, molecular function: 2-alkenal reductase [NAD(P)H] activity; 15-oxoprostaglandin 13-reductase [NAD(P)+] activity. Gene Ontology annotation, biological process: prostaglandin metabolic process. Gene Ontology annotation, cellular component: cytoplasm. The coding region runs from base 1 to 990 and encodes 329 amino acids.